Messenger RNA from Exophiala aquamarina CBS 119918, 2070 nucleotides. RefSeq lists its product as uncharacterized. The record is from RefSeq and is a predicted model, not a curated record. Bases 1 to 2070 code for a protein of 689 amino acids. The transcript is spliced from 4 exons. NCBI's taxonomy places the organism in Eukaryota, Fungi, Ascomycota, Eurotiomycetes, Chaetothyriales, Herpotrichiellaceae. Gene Ontology annotation, molecular function: oxidoreductase activity; copper ion binding.
AUGGAUUCUGGUAAUGAAGAAGGGCUAGCCAGGAGAAAUUCCACAUUUACCUACAAAGCCUCGGAGGAGUCAACCAGACCAGAAUUUCGGCAUGAAACCGCUGCCGCACAAGACGAAGACCCAUUACUCAGUGACGAGGAGCAGAGCCCAAGGCAGGGCUUUUCUGAGUCAAACAGCCUUCGUAUACAGUCUAAGGGGUUGACCGAACUACCAGCUUGGUCAACGAUACUCCUGACUUUGUUGAUCCUCGGCUUGAUCCUGUUUUUCCAAGCUUUCAGUUACUAUGCGAACCUCCUCCUCCGCAGUCAUGAACAUACAACACAUGAUCAAGCUGUUGGCAUGCUAGGGAUUCCGUGCCAUCCUGGAGAGCAUAUUCAUCGCAAAGCUACGACCUUAAACUACAACUUCACAGUCUCUGCUGCUUUCGAAAGACCAGAUGGGGUCAAGAAGCGUGUCUAUCUGGUCAAUGGUGCUUUUCCAGGGCCAACAAUUGAGUGCCGGGCUGGUGAUACCUUGUCAAUUCAUGUUACAAACGCAAUCAGUGAUGGCGAGGGGAUAUCUCUGCAUUGGCAUGGAUUAGAGAUGAGGAAUGCCAACCAGAUGGACGGUGCUAUUGGCUUCACCCAGGCCCCCAUUCCUGUUGGAAGUACAUUCACGUACGAGUUUCAAAUCGAUCAAAACCAGUCCGGUACCUUUUGGUGGCACGCUCACUCACAGGUGCAAAGAGGAGAUGGACUAUACGGCGGUCUCAUCGUGCAUCAACCAGUUGUCAAUCAAACGGAGCCGCGACCGUCCGAAGCACUUCUUCUGGUGGGGGACUGGUAUCACCGCACCGCGCAGGACGUCCUGGCUUGGUUCACAAGUGCAGCCGCAAUAGGAAACGAGCCUGUGCCAGAUUCCAUCCUGAUCAAUGGUAAAGGGAUAUUUGACUGCUCAAUGGCUGUAACAGCACGCCCUGUUGAGUGUAGUUCCGUGGAAAGCAACCACUUCCUCCCAAUUUUUGACAGACAUGCACGAGAAGGGAAUGUUCGACUCAGGAUCGUCAAUGCAGGUUCUCUCGCCGGCUUCACGCUGAAGUUUAGCGGCGCGAAAGUCAAGCCUCUGGCCGCGGACGGAGAUAAUCCAAUUGAAGCCGAUGGUCACUACAACUCAGUAGGUGUCAUCUAUCCAGGGGAACGAGUCGAUCUCUUGCUCGAGUGGACAGGUGCAUCUAUACUACCACCCAAAGUGGAAAUCCAACUGGAUCCUGAAAACUUUAGACUCCCGAACCCUGCCCUGAGCCCAAAUCAAGACUUUGUGCUGUUAAAGCCUGCAAUCGUCUCGAGAACAAAUCGAGUGAUUGCCCGGUCGCUGGACCGCCAUCACCUUCGUCUUGAGCAACAAAACGAAGAGCCAGUCCACUUCGACCUCGAGUCGGCGACGGGAAUUACCUAUGGAAGUGCUGCGUUCGAGCUUCCGGAACCCAGUCAAGAACCUAUAGUCGUGUAUACCAAAACAGAAAAGCUCGCACGACUUUCUUAUCACCCCAAGUCGUUUAUCAAUCGAACUUCCUGGUCCCCGCAAACAGACUCUGACACCGGCUUGAGACAGCCAUUGAUCUCCCUCCCUCGUCACCAGUGGGACCGCAACCAACUGGUCCCGUACAUCGCUCUUCCGCUGACUGUCGAUAGCAACGAGACAAUGGCUGGCACUGGCAAGAAUGGCACAUGCAUCGACAUCAUAAUCAACAACCUUGACGAUGGUGCUCAUCCAUUCCAUCUUCACGGACAUUCCUUUUGGGUGUUGCGUUCCUAUCGCGCUGAAGAUCGCAGCUGGGGAAGCUUUAAUCCAUACUCUUCAACACCACCCGACAGCGACCACGCCUCUCACUUUCGCUUGAAUACACGAACUCCUAUUCGAAAGGAUACGAUCAGUGUCCCUAGGAGAGGUCAUGUAGUCCUCAGAUUGUGGACAGACAACCCGGGCAUCUGGAUGUUACACUGCCAUGUACUGGUUCACCAGGCGAGCGGAAUGGCCAUGGGUCUUCAAAUUGGUGGCGAUUUGGACAGUACAAGGGGGCUGAGCUUCUAA